AUGAACGCUGAACCCCCUUCCACCGUCGGUUCUCGAAGGGGAGUGCGGCUAACGCCAAUUCAAACAACCAACAGGAACUCGACGGUUCGUGUUAAGCCUCCCCUCCCAGAAGAGCUCGAUGGCGAUACAUCGGGAAAUCGCGUUCCACUGCGUCCUAAACCACACGGCUUCACCCUCCGGCGGUGGUUCGCAAGGGCAAAGCCUAGCCGUCAAUCUACCUCGAGCAGAGACUCUCCUACUCCUGCCACAGAAUCGCCCACCAUUUUCGGAAUUACCAGCCCAAUUUCAAGAAUAACACCAUCCCCCGUCCCCAGCGUAAAUGCCACCCCAAUUUCGGUUAAGUCUCCAAUUCAAAUCCCAGCUGCCAACUUUGAGAAUCAAUCAAAUGCCGAAGACACGGGUCCUAUGUCAACGUGGGAUCCCCCGCCUCUCUUUAUGGUUUACCCGCAGGCCGUAAAGCAUGCUACGCUCCCGUACCCUACGAUGUCCACUGAAGAUAUUUUGCGCCGCAAGGCGCGUCGAGACCUGAAAGCACGCAAUGAUAAAGACAAGGCUACGGACGCUGAUACUAGACCAGAUGGCCCAGGUCCUAAGGGUGUAACCAAGACAAAGAGUUGGAAGAAAGGCAAAAAAUCGCACACUAGGAGCCAAUCUAGCCAGUCGAGCGGCAUGAAAUGGACACAGAAAAUAUUCAUAUUGGUGACCGGCGGAUAUCUGCUACAGUAUAGUGUUGACGGUAAUUUUGAUCGACUCCCUGAGGCGGUGUUGGCCUUGGGUGGGGACUCAGUCGCAUUUGCCUGUGAUGCUAUCCCAGGAAAACACUGGGUUCUACAAAUAUCGCAGACACAAGAUGACAUCGAACCAAGCGUGGAGCCGAAGAAAACUAUACUCGGGCGGUUUCGACGGAAUAAUACCGAGCCUCAGAAACCAGCAAGCAGUUUCUUAUUGGUGCUGGAUAGUGCAGAAGAGCUGGCAUCUUGGCUUAUGUUCGUCCGGCGUGAAAUACAGGGUCUCGGAGGGAAGGACUAUUCCACAGAAACUCCUGGAUUCCAUCGGCUUCAACCCCCGCAGAUGACACACCAAAGUCACGAAGGCAUCCGGAAUAGCCUCGUAGACCAGGCCUUGUCAUCUCCAUCGAGCGCAAGGAAUAGCCAAAUAUCCGUCCCUGGACCACGUACGGAUGAUAUGACGAAACGAGAAAACCAAAAACCUGUGCAUCAAUCAAUCGAGAUACCCUCACCAUCAUCGCUGGCAAGUACACCGGAAUUAGAUAACCUUAGACGAGAGUCAAGGCUAUCAUAUGUUUCUAUCGGGACGCGGACUAUGCCGAGUUCUCAAUCCUCAUCAUCUUCUGUUACUACCAGAACCCCAGCUUCCAGAAGCCCUUGCUUGGAGUCGCCAAAAGCCGGCCGUGUCGCGAGCACCGAUUUAGGGAUUAGGAGCAGGUCUUUUGUUAGACCCUCUGUUAAACCAGAGGAGGUUAUCAACGAGACACCCUCUCCUCCACCCCGGUCUGAACAUCGCGUUACUUCACCUACACCAAACUUUAGCCAUCCAAUUCUCAACAAACGAAAUUCAGUUGCAUCUAGUCCCAAGACUACCUCUUUUCCGGUUGAUAACGGAAUAUGUCAGAGCCCUGUUUUACAAACCAUUCCUGCUACCGAGAUCAAUGGCAGCCCUAAGGUUGACGAGGGCGUCAAUUCCAAUCAAAGUCCACCUCCAAGGAGGAGGGAAACCAGUAUCACAGGAACAAGGACACUGUACACCUCGCCCACUCCUCCCUUCGUCCAUCCCCGAGCAUACUCCUCGAAUACGAAGGUAUUCGUCCUCCGAUAG
Molecule: messenger RNA, 1836 nt
Organism: Arthroderma uncinatum
Lineage: Eukaryota; Fungi; Ascomycota; Eurotiomycetes; Onygenales; Arthrodermataceae
Product: peptidase family M20/M25/M40 protein
Exons: 2
Coding region: 1-1836 (611 amino acids)
Source: RefSeq, a predicted model, not a curated record